Molecule: messenger RNA, 362 nt
Organism: Neogale vison (American mink)
Lineage: Eukaryota; Metazoa; Chordata; Mammalia; Carnivora; Mustelidae
Product: 60S ribosomal protein L36-like
Biological process (GO): cytoplasmic translation
Cellular component (GO): cytosolic large ribosomal subunit; ribosome
Molecular function (GO): structural constituent of ribosome
Source: RefSeq, a predicted model, not a curated record
AUGGCUCUGCACUACUCUGUGGCCACGGGCCUCAACAAGGGCCACAAGGUGACUAAGAACAUGAACAAACCUAGGCAAAGAAGAUGCUGCAGGCACCUUAUCAAGCACAUCAAGUUUAUGCGGGACAGGAUAUGAGAGGUAUGUGGCUUCACCCCAUAGCAGCAUGCAAUGGAGCUGCUCAAUGUCUCCAAGGACAAGCACACCUUCAAGUUCAUCAAGAAAAGGAUGGGGCUACAUAUUCAGGUCAAGAGGAAGAGAAAGGAGCUGAGCAAUGUCCUGGAAGCCAUGAGGAAAGCAGCAGCCAAGAAGGACUGAACCCUUCUCCCAUGUAUGUAAUAAAGCCUUUUUGGAACUUUGGGAAA